AACAAAUCAAGGGGCUUCUCGGUUUCAGCCUUCCCGCUCUCUUGCAGAAAAUAACCCUUCCUUCCUGUACAAGGUAAGUACUAAUAAUAUAUCGAUUUAAUGUAUAUAGAUGCUUGAAAAUUUGUGUACAUUGGAACUUGUUUCCCUGUUUCUGCAGCCAGGAAUGAAGCGGGUGUGUGAAUCGAGCGGCGAUAGGAUCACCAACCUUCCUGCUGAUGUGUUGCAGCGGAUUCUGGUGUUGUUACCCAUCAAAGAUGCUAUCAAAACGGCCACAUUGUCAACAAAGUGGAGGCGGGAAUGGAAAAGCAUUCCUCAUCUCGUGAUCGAUGACAAUUUCGCUGUUCAAAAGGGUUGUCCGUCUCAACCAACUCAGGCGAUUACGAUGAUUGACGAGUCACUACUACCGAACAUUUACAAAGUUCUGAUGCUUCAUAAUGGGCCAAUAACAAAGUUCGAGCUUUCGAUUUCUCGAUUUUUUAUUGGUCCCAGCCACCAGAAUGCGAUGGAUCAGAUCAUCCUCCAUCUUUCUGAUCAUAGAGGUCUCAGUCUCAGUGAGUUAUCCCUUGUCUCCCUUGCUGCUCAGGUUUACAAGUUGCAUUCUGCCUUGUUUUCUUGUCUUCACAUCAGCAGGCUGAGGCUUAGCCAUUGUGAGCUCAGACAGCCAUCAUGGUUUGUGGGGUUUAGCAAGCUCAGGGUUCUUGAACUGUCAACAGUAACCCUGCCGGCUGAUUUCUUUGAGAAUUUCCUUCACAAGUGCCCCGUGCUUGAAACCCUGAAGGUUUCAGUUUGUCCUGGCACUCCAAGUAAUCUCGAAAUCGCGACCCCAUGCCUCCAAGAGUUCUGCUUCUCCGGGUGUUUCAAGAGAAUCUGCUUCAAGUCCACUCCACUUCUGAAGCUAGUUUCGAUUCAUAAACGUAGUGUAUACGUCGAGAAUCCUCAGGAUAUGGCAGCUUUCUUUGCUUCUCUGCCAGCACUCCAACGGUUCUCUGCUGAGGGAUAUCUCAUAGGAUACCUUGCAGCUGCAGGUGCUGCUAAUAACAUCCCCAUCAGGCUUCCUAAUCCUCUGCACCAGUUAAAAUCCCUCGAGCUCAAUAAGCUUUACCUUGGCAGUUUGAUGAAUGUUCGUGUUUUUAGUUGCCUGAUUAUGAGCUCCCCCAACCUGGUCGAGCUCAGAAUUAAGCGUCUUAAAGAGUUUGAAUUUAGGGAAAUCCAUGGGGUUCGGGUUGAGCUAGACCUCGUGGGGUUCGUACUGGCCUCUGCCCCGCUACUUGAGAAGGUUCACAUAACCCCUGUUGGCAGGUUGGAACCCGGAAAGGUUUUCGGGUUCAUGAAAGAGGUGAUGCAAUAUAAGCGUGCUUCUAAAGAAGCAGAGGUCAUAUAUGCAGGGAGAUACGAGGGUUAAUUAAUACUGUAGCUUUAACUGUCAAUUCACUGGUCACUGCAGCAGCAUCAUCUUCUGCAUAAAUAUAUAUCUACUUCUCCAGGGAGGAAUGCUCUGGGAAGACAUGUGAGGAUGUCUAUUUAUAGCUUUGUUUUGAGUUAGAUAUGUAGAUGCUUGUUUUACUUUCCAAACUCUUUUCUGUUCUUGGUUUACUUUCGCUUCUAGUUUUGAUAUUUAGGUUCAAUGAAGUUUCCUCUGUAUG
Molecule: messenger RNA, 1643 nt
Organism: Linum trigynum
Lineage: Eukaryota; Viridiplantae; Streptophyta; Magnoliopsida; Malpighiales; Linaceae
Source: the annotation of a GenBank genome assembly